UCUAAAAAUAGAAGUAGAAAAAAUUUAAAGGAUAUCUUUUAAAAAAUACAAUUGCUAUUGACGAGAACUACAACAAUGGCACCUAUUUUACUGAACAGAAUGGGAAAUGAACACAGUGACUACAUUCAACAGGUGGAGUAUGUGAAGAACCCUCAUCUGGACAGCAUGGAAGAGGACAUCCUGUACCACUUCAACCUGGGCACCAAGACCCAUGACCUGCCCCAGAUGUUUGGAGAUGUGAAGUUUGUGUGUGUUGGCGGAAGUCCCAAUCGGAUGAGAUCUUUUGCCCAGUUUAUCCAUGAGGAGCUGGAGCUGCCCAGCGACAUCGCAGACAUCAGAGAUAUCUGUGAAGGAACAGACCGGUAUUCCAUGUAUAAAGUGGGACCUGUGCUGUCCAUUAGUCAUGGCAUGGGCGUUCCCUCAAUCUCCAUCAUGUUGCAUGAGCUCAUUAAAUUGCUCUAUCAUGCUCGCUGUCGAGACGUCGUCAUCUUUCGCAUUGGCACGUCCGGCGGAGUUGGUCUGCCUGCAGGUACCGUAGUGAUCACAGAUAAAGCUGUAGACUCGUUCUUCAGGCCACAGUUUGAGCAGGUGGUUUUGGGAAAGGUAAUCAUCAGGAGCACAGAGCUAGAUGUGGAUGUGGCCAAAGAGCUGCUGCAGUACUCCUCAGAGCUUCCAAAUAUUCCCACUGUUAUCGGAAACACAAUGUGCACACAUGACUUCUAUGAAGGUCAAGGGCGACUGGAUGGAGCCCUGUGCUCAUUUUCCACUGAAGAAAAAUGGGAAUAUCUGAGAAAAGCCAGUGAAGCAGGCGUCAGGAACAUUGAGAUGGAAUCCACAGUCUUUGCUGCCAUGUGUUGUGCCUGCAGUCUUAAAGCUGCAGUAGUGUGUGUGACUCUGCUGAACCGGUUUGAGGGGGAUCAAAUUUCUACACCUCACGAUGUUCUCCUGGAAUAUCAGCAGAGACCGCAGUGCCUGGUGGCUCAUUUCAUCAAGAAACGCCUUGGACUUACCCCAUAAAAUCCUGUAAUGAUUUACAGUGUAUAUAA
Molecule: messenger RNA, 1046 nt
Organism: Carassius carassius (crucian carp)
Lineage: Eukaryota; Metazoa; Chordata; Actinopteri; Cypriniformes; Cyprinidae
Gene: upp2
Product: uridine phosphorylase 2
Exons: 8
Coding region: 76-1017 (313 amino acids)
Biological process (GO): nucleotide catabolic process; uridine catabolic process
Cellular component (GO): cytoplasm; cytosol
Molecular function (GO): uridine phosphorylase activity
Source: RefSeq, a predicted model, not a curated record